This is a messenger RNA of Peronospora matthiolae, 381 nucleotides long. The record is from the annotation of a GenBank genome assembly. Lineage: Eukaryota; Oomycota; Peronosporomycetes; Peronosporales; Peronosporaceae.
AUGGAGGUGGAGGAGGAGGAAAGACGCUCUCCACACGAUCGUGGGGGAGCGUGUGUUCCCGAGAGCUUCUUUGAUCGCGUAACGCAAGGGUUACGCGGCGAUCUCGUACAUGAGCGGGACAGGCGUCUCCAACUGGCGGACGCUGUCUCAAAGCAUCGAGCUGAGUUUGCCUUUGCUCAGCUUGAGAACGAGAGAUCUCUGACAUCUCUGCGUGACGAGCUAAGGGUAGCUCGUUGGGAUGUUGAGCGGUCUCGGGCUGAGAUAACUGCUCUUCAGACCCUUGUCGAUGCCCACCGUCGGGAGCACAAGGCUCUCUGCGAGAUGCUUGAGCGCAAGGGCGUUCUUCAUCGGAAGAAGCAGCGUACUGAUGGUACGGCUUAA